GUCAUCGGCAGAGCAGUCGGUGAUUCCUUGUGGACAUGAAGACUUUGGCCAUCACUGUCGCCCUCGUGGCGUUUAUCGCUGUCAGUGUGAGCGGUGAUCCUGAAGCUGAUGCUGAGCCCAGCCGCUAUGGAGGCGGCUUUGGAGGCCAUGGACUCGUGUCCUACAGACCCGUGUACAGAAGCUACAGUUACGGACGUUGGAAGAGGAGUGCUGAAGCUGAGGCUGAGGCCGAGCCUGAGGCUGAUCCCUCCCGCUUCGGAUACGGCUAUGGCGGCUAUGGGCACGUGUCCUACAGGCCCGUGUACAGCAGUUACGGCUACGGACGCUGGAAGAGGAGUGCUGAGGCUGAGCCCGUUGUCAGUGUAAGUGGUGAUCCUGAAGCUGAUGCUGAGCCUAGCCGCUAUGGAGGCGGCUUUGGAGGCCAUGGACUCGUGUCUUACAGACCCGUGUACAGAAGUUACAGUUACGGACGUUGGAAGAGGAGUGCUGAGGCUGAGGCUGAGGCCGAGCCUGAGGCUGAUCCUUCCCGAUAUGGCAGCUAUGGGCACGUGUCCUUCAGGCCUGUGUACAGCAGCUAUGGUUACGGACGCUGGAAGAGGAGUGCUGAGGCUGAGCCCGGAUUCAGCUUCGGUCGCAGCUUUGGAGGUCACGGCCGCUUCGGAGGCUACAGGGGCUAUGGGGGCUACGGCGGAAGCUUUGGGGGACAUGGUCGUUUCUACGGUUGAAGGAUCCCUUUUGUUCAAGAUGAAUAAAACUGAGCACUUUUA
Messenger RNA from Penaeus monodon (black tiger shrimp), 767 nucleotides. RefSeq names its product shematrin-like protein 2. The record is from RefSeq and is a predicted model, not a curated record. Lineage: Eukaryota; Metazoa; Arthropoda; Malacostraca; Decapoda; Penaeidae. Bases 36 to 725 code for a protein of 229 amino acids. The transcript is spliced from 3 exons.